GUUUAGUAUCAUAUUUUAUGUACACUAGUUAAGACCACGAGAAUGCGGGUGGGUGGUUAAAAUUUCACAAACAAACAAAAAAAAAACUAGUUUUUUGUAUAAAAGUGUAAAAAGAAUUUGUGUCCAAAAUGAAUUUGUGGAUAAUUCUCAUUGUUUGUUGGUACGGAAUUUUGUGUGAAGUCGGAUGUCGGAGUGUCCAUAGAUACAAACAAGCCCCACAAAAUCUCUUCGACGAGAAGAACAAAGAACAUUGGCAGCUGCAAGCGCAAUGGACAUUGCGUUCGAAGGUUUUAGCUCCUUUAAACAAGAAAGUAGCUAAGAAUGUCAUCUUAUUUCUUGGGGACGGCAUGAGCAUUACAACGCUCGCCGCCACGAGAGCAUACCUCGGCCAGCAGCGGGGACUAAAUGGUGAAGAGCUCAAACUGAGUUUCGAAAUUUUCCCGUACACCGGCUUAGCUAAGACGUAUUGUGUAGAUAAUAACGUAGCGGACUCUGCGUGUAGUGGUACCGCGUAUCUGACUGGAGUGAAGGCCAACAGUGGAACUGUAGGUCUUACCGCCGCCGUCAAGAGAGGAGACUGCGAAGGACAAAUUGAAGGCAGACAUUCUGUCACCGGACUUAUGGAUUGGGCGCAACGGGCCGUCAAAUCUACUGGUCUCGUGACCACAACACGAGUGACCCACGCCACUCCCGCCGCCGCAUACGCUCAUUCAGCCGAUAGGAGAUGGGAAGCUGACACCGAUCUUCCAAGCAAAGGCCCUCGCUGCGAUGACAUAGCGACGCAAUUAGUUAGAGGACGUAUCGGCAGUAAAAUUGAUGUGGUCCUUGGUGGAGGUCGACACAAUUUCUAUCCUAAAAACGAGAUAGACCCCGAAGGAUACUCCGGUUAUCGAAGCGAUGGUGUCAAUCUAGCAAGGGAAUGGUUGAUUAAGAAGAAAUCGCAGGGACGCACCCCGAAAUACCUUUACAAUAGAAACGACUUACUGAAUCUUAAAGUCAACGAAUACGACAGCUUAUUAGGUUUGUUCAGCCCUGAUCACAUGCCGUAUCAUUUGGAAGCUGACGGUGAUGAUCCGACGCUGACGGAAAUGACUAGGAAAGCCAUUGAAAUGCUGUCGAAAAACAAAAACGGAUUUUUCUUGUUCGUUGAAGGUGGAAGAAUAGACACGGCGCAUCACGAAACGAAAGCUCGCAAAGCUUUGGAUGAGACAGCAGAGUUCGCGAAAGCCGUUGAAGCGGCCGUCAGGAUGGUGGACGCCGAAGAGACCCUAAUCGUUGUGACAUCGGACCACAGUCAUACGAUGACAUACAGUGGAUACAGUAAGAGAGGCACCGAUAUCCUAGGAUUUACCAAUAAGCUGAACGCAUCAGACAGUCUUCCGUAUACAACAUUAAGCUACGCCAACGGCCCGGGAUAUAAGCCACACGAGAAGUUUUUGAGACACAAUCUUAUGCUUGACGAUAUAAAUCAUCUGAACUUCACCUAUCCAUCGCUGGUGCCCAUAGUUCGCGAGACCCACGGCGGAGAGGAUGUCGCUGUCUACGCCACGGGACCAUGGUCUCAUCUCUUCACCGGCAACUACGAACAGAAUUAUCUUCCUCAUGCGAUCGCCUACGCAGCUUGCAUUGGAAACGGCCUGACGUCGUGUCAAUCGCUAUAAAGGACAAUGCCCAUUUUCUUUGGGCGUUUGGGCCCCUAAAAAAAGUUAUCGUGUCAUUAUGGUUUUAACUUAAUUUUAUAGACAAAGAAAUAUCGUUUCUUAAUCAGAAAACGAUUUUUAUAUUCUCAACCAGGUUUAAGAGAAAUCUGUUUUUUUCUGCAGCUAAAAUUAAGUUGUUAUUUGUGUUCUUCGAAAUCAAGAAUCGCACUCAUAAUUAUUUACACUGUUAAAUAAGUUAACUGUGGUUAAUGUUGCUAGAAAUAAGCCCUUAUGUAAAUUAUUAUUGUUAUAAUAUCCUCAUAAUAACAAUAAUAAAAUGAAGGUGGUUUCUGAGAAUGGACUUCAUUGACCCUUCUUCCGGAAAUGAAAAUCCUUGUGACUUGUGAUAUUUAAAUCUGAAUUCAAAUUUGAAUUUGUAUUUUCUCGAGUAAAUAAAUGAACGUGCCGAAAACAAUGAUUCAAUUAACAUGUUUAAAAUAUUUUGCGUAAUUUUUACACGUGCCUCAAAUUGUUGAAAUGAGUGAAGUAUUUAAUCUGUGUGUUCCGUAUAAGUUAUAAUAGUAAGAUCUGAUAUCCAAUAUUGGAAUGAUUUAAAUUAAAAAUAUUCCAAAUUGUAAUUUAUAUUGUAAUUGUUGUAUUACGAUUACGCGGUCAUGUUAACGAAAAUAUUUCUGUAAUUUGUUUGCGAUUUAUUGAAAUGGUAGAUAGAUCCUACUUUAUGUUUCUGAGUGUGGUGAGUAUUUAUAAUGUCUUCUGAGCUUGACUAACUAAUUGGACUCAAUUAGUAAGUUGUCGUGGCCUAAAGGAUAAGACGUCCGGUGCAUUCGUGUUGAGCGAUGUAACGGUGCUCGUAUCCCACAGGCGGGUACCAGUUUUUUUUUUUUCUAAUGAAAUACUUACUCAACAUAUGUUCACGAUUGACUUCCACGAUGAAGGAAUAGCAUCGUGUAAUUAAAAUUAUUAUUUGCGUAAUUAUUGGUGGUAGGACCUCUUGUGAGUCCGCACGAGUAGGUACCACCACCCUGCCUAUUUCUGUCGAGAAGCAGUAAUGCGUUUUGGUUUGAAGGGUGCGGCAGCCGUUGUAACUAUACUGACACCUUAUAACUAAUAACUUAUAUCUCAAGGUGGGUGGCACAUUUAUGUUGUAGAUUUCUAUGGGCUCCAGUAACCACUUAACACCAGGUGGGCUGUGAGCUCGUCCACCCAUUUAAGCAAUAAAAAAAACCUAUUUCUUUGACAGGUGAAUAUGCUAGCAAUUCAAAGCUGUUUAAAAUUCCUGAUUUUAUUAUUAUUUUGUAAAUUAAAACAUUUAGAAAAUACGUGAUUAUAUUAAAGUAUUUAGACAUAAGUUUGUAAGUGUUCAUUUUGUAAUUUUGUAAAUAAAUGAUAGUCAUACUUA
Molecule: messenger RNA, 3060 nt
Organism: Bombyx mori (domestic silkworm)
Lineage: Eukaryota; Metazoa; Arthropoda; Insecta; Lepidoptera; Bombycidae
Product: membrane-bound alkaline phosphatase-like
Exons: 9
Coding region: 129-1661 (510 amino acids)
Biological process (GO): dephosphorylation
Molecular function (GO): alkaline phosphatase activity
Source: RefSeq, a predicted model, not a curated record